CCAAUCUCGCCCUACACCUCGCAUACUUCUCCGUUUAAGUUUUCCCUCACGCCUCAGUUGCUGCUGUUGCUAUUCUUCGAAUUUUAGUUACAUUUUUAUUUUCUCUCCACAGCAAAGACUCGAUUAAUACUCAAAUAGUGGUGGAAAAAUGUCGAAAGGGCUUAUCUGGGCAACUGCAGAGGAUUUGGCAAGAAAUAGGGGAAAGAUGCUUUCACUAUAUCGACAAGUACUCAGGAGCCUCAAUUCUCCUAUCUUGCCUUUAAAUUUGGCAGCAAGGUUGCACAGGAAAGCACAAGCACGAGCCAUUUUCAUGUCGGGUGCUGAGGAAAGAUCUAUCCACAAUAUUGAAGAUCUCGUUGACAUUGCAGAGUAUUCUCUAUCGCUCUUGAGAAAAGGAGAAAUCCCAAAAUAUAUCCAGUGAAACUGCCAUAGUGCCAUCUACUCAUUCCGUUCAGACUUUAUAUAAGGUUUGCUGCUAGGAACAAGUAGUAUUGCUCAUAAAAUAUGUAGAUAUAGGAAGUGAUGGUGCGUUAUUCGUUAAGCCUAGAGUUGAUUUGAAAGUUUUUUACCAAAGUUGUAAGAAUACUGAUCAUAAUUGUUAUAAGCUUUGCUGAUCAGAUCCAUGGAAAUGCCGAACUGGAAAUUGCAGGUUAUUUUAUGUGUCCUAAAAUCUAAUGGGCGAUGGUCGUUGUAGAUUUGUUAUGGUUUAUAGUUAAUCUUUGAACAAACUUUCUAAUUCAUUAAGCUAAUUGUUAGUUGAAUUUUAAACAA
This is a messenger RNA of Erigeron canadensis, 771 nucleotides long. RefSeq lists its product as uncharacterized. The transcript is spliced from 2 exons. The coding region runs from base 149 to 421 and encodes 90 amino acids. Lineage: Eukaryota; Viridiplantae; Streptophyta; Magnoliopsida; Asterales; Asteraceae. The record is from RefSeq and is a predicted model, not a curated record.